CAACAGCCUGCUCAGUUUACCAAUCCAGAAACUCCUGGCUAUGUUGGAUUUGCAAACCUUCCGAAUCAAGUUCACCGAAAGUCUGUGAAAAAGGGGUUUGAAUUUACUCUUAUGGUGGUUGGUGAAUCGGGAUUGGGAAAAUCUACAUUAAUAAACAGCCUCUUCUUGACAGAUCUAUACCCAGAAAGAAUAAUCCCAGGAGCUGCUGAGAAGAUUGAACGCACUGUGCAGAUUGAAGCCUCAACAGUUGAAAUUGAAGAGAGGGGUGUGAAACUACGUCUGACAGUUGUAGAUACACCAGGGUAUGGGGAUGCUAUCAAUUGCCGAGACUGUUUUAAGACCAUAAUCUCUUACAUUGAUGAGCAGUUUGAGCGAUAUCUGCAUGAUGAGAGUGGUUUGAACAGAAGGCAUAUCGUAGAUAACCGGGUUCAUUGCUGCUUCUAUUUCAUUUCGCCAUUUGGUCAUGGCCUUAAGCCUCUGGAUGUUGAGUUUAUGAAGGCCAUACACAACAAAGUUAAUAUUGUACCAGUGAUUGCAAAAGCUGAUACACUUUGUCUGAAAGAGCGAGAAAGACUCAAGAAAAGGAUUCUGGAUGAAAUAGAAGAGCAUGGCAUCAAGAUUUAUCACCUGCCUGAUGCUGAAUCAGAUGAAGAUGAAGAUUUUAAAGAGCAGACCAGACUUCUGAAGGCCAGCAUUCCAUUUUGUGUAGUGGGAUCCAAUCAACUCAUUGAAGCCAAAGGUAAAAAAGUUAGAGGACGACUCUACCCAUGGGGUGUGGUUGAAGUGGAGAAUCCAGAACAUAAUGACUUCCUGAAGCUGCGGACCAUGUUAAUCACCCAUAUGCAAGACCUUCAGGAGGUGACCCAGGAUCUUCACUAUGAGAACUUCCGCUCUGAGAGGCUCAAACGAGGUGGCAGGAAAAUAGAAGAUGAGGAAGUAAAUAAAGACCAGAUUCUGCUUGAAAAAGAAGCUGAACUUCGUCGCAUGCAGGAGAUGAUUGCAAGAAUGCAGGCACAGAUGCAGAUGCAGAUGCAAAGUGGAGAAGGAGAUAGCAGUGCAGUUCAUGGACACCACAUAUAA
Molecule: messenger RNA, 1080 nt
Organism: Apaloderma vittatum (bar-tailed trogon)
Lineage: Eukaryota; Metazoa; Chordata; Aves; Trogoniformes; Trogonidae
Gene: SEPTIN2
Product: septin 2
Exons: 10
Biological process (GO): cytoskeleton-dependent cytokinesis; cell division; regulation of exocytosis
Cellular component (GO): septin complex; synaptic vesicle; microtubule cytoskeleton
Molecular function (GO): GTPase activity; molecular adaptor activity; GTP binding
Source: RefSeq, a predicted model, not a curated record